CCUCCAGAAUCUAAUCUCAGCAGCCACCGGCAUGAAUCUGACCACCGUGGACGACCCCAUCCAGAGGAAGUUCCUUCCCAGCUUCCUGCGCGGCGUGGCCGAGGAGAACAAGCUCGUCACGUCUCCGAACUUCGUGGUGACGCAGGCUCUGGUGGCGCUGCUGGCAGAUAAAGGCGCCAGACUGCGACCUGCGUACGAUAAAGCCGAUAUGGAGAAAAGAGGGCCUCUGGAGCUGGCCAACGCUCUGGCGGCCUGUUGCCUGUCCUCCAGGCUCUCCUCGCAGCACCGCCAGUGGGCCGCCCAGCAGCUGGUCCGCACGCUGGCCGCCCACGACCGUGACAACAACCAGAGCCGGCCGCAGACCUUUGCCGACAUGGCGGGGGACCUGCGGAAGUGCUCCUUCAUCAAGCUGGAGGCUCACCAGAGCAGAGUCAUCACAUGCGGCUGGUGCAGUAAGAAAGGCCUGCUGGCCACCAGCGGCAACGACGGGACGGUCAGGAUGUGGAACGUCACCAAGAACCAGUACACGCUCCAGCAGACCUGCAUCUUCAACAAGGAUGACGGCUCUUCAGAGGAGGGCAUGUCAGGUUUAGGAUCUCCCGGCGACUCGUGUCUGUGUCCUCUGGCGUGGAGCGUCACUGGAAAAUAUCUGGCCUCCGCCAUGGACAAAAUGGUCAACAUCUGGCAGGUUAAUGGUGGUAAGGGCCUCCUGGACGUGCAGCCUCACUGGGUGUCGGCGCUGGCUUGGCCCAAAGAGGAAGCAGAGUCGUUGUGGUGCGGGGAACCCAAAGACAUGCUGCUAGUGGGACGAAUGGACGGAUCUCUGGGCCUCAUCGAGGUGCUGGACACGUCCACGAUGCACCGCACCGAGCUGGAGCACUGCUACAGGAAGGAUGUGGCGGUGAUGCACAUCGCCUGGUACAGUGAGGACAAACCGUUCGCAGUGGGCUACGCAGACGGCAAACUGCUGAUCGGAUCCAAAGAGCCUUUAGAAAAAGGAGCCAUCGUGGUCAUCGACGCACACAAGGAGUCCAUCACCAGUAUGAAGUGGAGUCCCACGGGAGAGAUCCUGCUGACCUGCGCCAAAGAGGAGACCGUGAAGCUGUGGGCCAGUCCCGACCCUCGCUCCGACUCGGGCUCCGGCUCCGGCUGGCGCUGCCUGCAGAGCCUCAGACACCCGUCCCCGGUGCACGGCGUGGCCUGGUGUAGCCAGCUGGGACGCGGCCCGAAGCCCCUCAGCAUGUUGGCCAUAUGCUGUCAGAACGGUCUGGUCACCGUCUGGACGGUCCCGCAGAACAUCUCCAACUUCCCAGAAUCCUCUUCCACUGAGUCAGAGGGAUGGUGGGAAAACGAAACAAAACCCAAAUUCAUGUCCUCACGGUGGUCAGAAGACGGAGCGACGUGUGUUUUCCAGCUGAAAGGACACAUCACUCCUGUGAGGACGCUGGCCUUCAGCCCCGACGGCCUGGCUCUGGCAUCUGGAGGAGUGGGAGGCCUCAUGAACAUCUGGUCCCUGCGG
Molecule: messenger RNA, 1519 nt
Organism: Plectropomus leopardus (leopard coralgrouper)
Lineage: Eukaryota; Metazoa; Chordata; Actinopteri; Perciformes; Serranidae
Source: RefSeq, a predicted model, not a curated record